AUGUCUUCCCAGCGCUUAGAAGAACUACUUGCCAACGAUAAAAUUGGGAACUCUGACUGGAGAUUUAACGACCGACUGUAUGCCUUGGCGGUGGCCUAUAUGGUAGGACAUUCAAAUGCCGCUGAAGUUAAAAUCCUACUGGAUAGUCUUUAUGAGGACCAGGACAAGAAGUGCCUUUACGGUGAACAUGAUGUGCGCUCGACAAAAUAUGAACUCCGUCCAAAGGGGCAACGGGAUGGAAGGUUGAUGACGGCCGAAGAUCUGAGGGCAGGGUUUGCAAAAGAUGGCACAUUGGCCCUUCGACACUUCAAGGAUAUGCAAAAAAAACAUAACUUGGAAUAAACAACAAGACUCCUUCUGGUUGUUUGGUAUAUUUCGAGAUUUCUUGGAAGAUCCUGAAGGGGAGAUGAUGAAGGUGGGAGGCCUGCCCCCCGUGGAUCCUUCCACACGAAAACCUGUUGAGCCACCAUGGGGACUCACUUUCCCAGGUACGACCGGCUUUUCCGAGGCUCGCGAGCCUACCUCUGAAGAUAGACCCAGCGAACAAGAAACUUCGCAAACGGAUGGAUAUGAUUCCGCAGAUGACAGUGGUACUGGAGCUCAAGCGCUCACCUUGUCGCAGAUUAAAGAGAAGUACCCUGGUGGGCCGCGUAAGGAACUGGUUGCCGCGCAUAAAGGUUCCAGGCGCUCCUAG
This is a messenger RNA of Hymenoscyphus albidus, 694 nucleotides long. The record is from the annotation of a GenBank genome assembly. NCBI's taxonomy places the organism in Eukaryota, Fungi, Ascomycota, Leotiomycetes, Helotiales, Helotiaceae.